Amphiprion ocellaris (clown anemonefish) is the source of this 1501-nucleotide messenger RNA. Its product is annotated as zinc finger protein 664-like. Gene Ontology annotation, molecular function: DNA-binding transcription factor activity, RNA polymerase II-specific; RNA polymerase II cis-regulatory region sequence-specific DNA binding. The record is from RefSeq and is a predicted model, not a curated record. Gene Ontology annotation, biological process: regulation of transcription by RNA polymerase II. Bases 281 to 1324 code for a protein of 347 amino acids. Gene Ontology annotation, cellular component: transcription regulator complex; PcG protein complex. The transcript has 3 exons. NCBI's taxonomy places the organism in Eukaryota, Metazoa, Chordata, Actinopteri, Pomacentridae.
GUCGAAAUGUGAACAAUUAUCCAGAGAAAUAUUUAGAAUCUUUGAAAAAACUGUUGUCCAAUAUGAGGAGAAGGUCGAUCGCCAGCGCAGACAGCUGGAUAUCAUCUGGAAACCCAAAAUGAAGUUACACUCAAUGGCAACAGUGACAAUCCUGAUCAACUAAAAGUGGAAAGCUGCUGUCUCAAUAUUUUGUUGACUGAUCUUUGUGAGGAGGAGUGCCAGAACUGAAGUGUCACUCAGUCUGGUGCUCCCAAAUAAGCUCACACAGCAACACGUCUGUAUGGAGGAAGAGGUUCUCACUGAGCAACAAUUCUGCAAUCAGCAAAUGAACCCCAAUCUGGACCACGAGGACUCAAAGCCCCCAUGGAUUAAAGAGGAACAGGAAGACAUCUGCACCAGUGUUUUCCAGGAGGACACAGAGCCUCUGCAGAUUAAAAAGGAACAGGAGGAACUCUGCACCAGUGUUGACAUGGAAGACUCAGAUCCUUCAGCAACUAAAGAAGAACAGGAGGAACUCUGCACCAGUAUUGACCAGGAGGAGCCAGAACUUCCACAGAUUAAAGAGGAACAGGAUGAAGUCUGUACCAGUCAGGAGAGAGAGCAGCUUGUACUGAAGCAAGAGAUUGAUAUCUUUGUUGUGAGUCCUGCUUAUGAGGAAAGUGACCACAGUGAGCCAGAACCAAACAGUGACCAGUUCCUCUCUCACAACUCUCCUGUCACAUUGAAGCAAAAGAAGAGAAACGGCAGUCAUAGUAACAAUGUAGACAACUCUCCAGUGUCAGAGAGUCAGUGUGAUACUGACACGGGGAAAAAGUCUGUAAAAUGUGGUAUUUGUGGAAAGACCUUUAAGUUUAUGUGCUAUUUAAAGAAACAUUAUCUUAGUCACACAGGUGAGAAGCCGUACACUUGCGAAACUUGUGGGACAUGUUUUAGUCAAAGUGGUAGUUUAAAACUCCACAUGAUCACGCACACUGGUGAGAAACCGUAUCCAUGCGAAAUAUGUGGGAAAAAUUUCACUUUAAGUCGUAGUUUGAAAAUCCACAUGAGACUGCACACAGGUGAGAAGCCAUAUCCUUGUGAAACAUGUGGGAAAAGUUUCACCUUAAGUCAUGGUUUAAAGAACCAUAUGAGAAUCCACACAGGCGAGAAGCCAUAUGCCUGUGAAAUAUGUGGGAAAAGUUUCAAUUAUAGUGCUUACCUGAAAGUCCACAUGACAUCGCACACAGGUGAGAAGCCAUACAGCUGUACCUUCUGUGAAAAAAGAUUUUGUUACCCAUCAGCACUUAGAAAACACAUUAGAAUACACACAGGUGAGAGACCGUAGUCCUGAGGAGAAAAGUCUUAGGAAAAGUAUUAUUUUGUUGCGCCACAUGAAAACUCAUACAGAUAAAAAGUCGCAGUCCUGAGGCAUUUUUGGGAAUCAAGCUUAAAACAACUUGUACGAAUUGGUCAUAUUUUUAAAAAAAAUCAUGUUUCAGAUUAAAAGCAUUUUCAGACUGUG